AGAAUGCUUCGGCUUCUCAUUGCCACGUCACUGGCCGCCACGUUAGCGUGGGCGGCGGGCACCGCCGGCGGCUGCGAGGACGCGGACCCCAAAUGCACCGAAUGGGCGGCCACCGGGGAAUGUGCUACCAAUGCGGUCUGGAUGAUGGCAAACUGUAGGAAAUCUUGUCAUUCCUGUCAGGGAGGAGACAGGGCCUGGAAGCUCAGGACCCAUAUCCAGACCACUUACCAAAAUGCGACUGAUAACAAGACGAAGGUGGUGAGAGUUGAGAGCGUCCGAAUCAACAAUGUCGAGAUUGACGAACGUCGGCAGAAUGUGAAGGUGUUUGGCAGAUUCGUGCUCAGCUGGAACGACACUAUGGUCUCUUGGGAUAAGGAACAGUGGGGGCUCAGUUGGUUGAACUUCUACUGGAUUCAAAUUUGGACCCCAAAUAUUGUGCAGAUCAACGGUGGCUCUACAUCAAACCCUGGACAGGUGACAUCAAAAGUUUUGGCUGCAAAUUACACCGGACAGAUCUACUUAUGGUCGGAUUUCUCAUUCACUACACCGUUCAGAUUCCAGUAUGAAGACUAUCCAAAUGAUAUGCAGAGGGUUUGCUAUAAAUUCGACGACAAACGUCUUAUGGCAGUACACUUCACAGUUGCAGAGGGUGUUAAGAAUAAGGAAAGAGAAGCCACCACUGAUCCAUUCGUGUCUGGAUGGAAGAUUGAAGACGUUGAAGUUGUGUCAAUUACCCACUCUCCGGAUAACGGAGGCACUGGAAAAAAUGGAUUGGAAUCCCCAUACACCGUGGAGCAGCUCUCGGAUCCUCGUCGUAAUCCCUUCGAUGUCCAAGCUGACAACGGUGAGCUCUGUAUUUCGCUGAGAAGAAAUGCGGUAUAUUUCACCGCCGAAAUGUUGCUCCCAGCUCUGAUCACCUCUCUAUUCACGCUGGCCGCUGUGUUCUUCCAACUUUCUAAGACCCAGCCGAUUCUUUUGGGAUUCUCGGUAGUUGCACAGAUUUUGUCACUUAUUUUAGUGUCUCAGAGACUUCCAUCGUUCACUGCACAUACUCCAACUAUUUUGAAAUACGCCGGCUUCAACAUGACGUGGACAGCGAUCCUCUUCGUAAUUUCCCUAGUUCUCGAGAGAAUGGCAACUUCACAAGUAGACAUCCCACCCCCACAUGGAGUCUCCACAUUUGCCGGGCUCGUGAACAAGUUCCUUCCAAUUCCGAAGAACUCAAAACACGAAGAUUCAACUCUCCAAUACGCUGCAUUUGCUCAUGCUCUGAACCACGUCAUCUUCGCUUUAUCCACUGUUCUCUACUUUAUCGUUAUAUUGUUCUCUUUUGUUUUUUAAAUUUUAGUUUUCUUUUUGCAAUAUUUUUUGUAAAAAUUAGUUGUUCUUGCUCAGUUUCUCUUGACACUAAUAAUUUCGCCAUAUCGAAAAUCAUGUAUAAUAAAGACAUUUUUAAUGAAACAUUGAUU
Messenger RNA from Caenorhabditis elegans, 1469 nucleotides. RefSeq names its product ShKT domain-containing protein (gene lgc-22). Bases 4 to 1341 code for a protein of 445 amino acids. NCBI's taxonomy places the organism in Eukaryota, Metazoa, Nematoda, Chromadorea, Rhabditida, Rhabditidae. Gene Ontology annotation, molecular function: extracellular ligand-gated monoatomic ion channel activity; transmembrane signaling receptor activity; monoatomic ion channel activity. The transcript has 5 exons. Gene Ontology annotation, biological process: regulation of postsynaptic membrane potential; monoatomic ion transport; chemical synaptic transmission, postsynaptic. The record is from RefSeq and is marked reviewed. Gene Ontology annotation, cellular component: membrane.